AUGAUGGCUAGCUAUCCCGAGCCCGAGGACGCCGCGGGGGCCCUGCUGGCCCCGGAGACCGGCCGCGCAGCCAAGGAGCCCGAGGCGCCGCCGCCGCCGAGCCCGGGCAAGGGUGGCGGCGGCGGCGCCGGGACAGCCCCAGAGAAACCGGACCCGGCGCAGAAGCCCCCAUACUCGUACGUGGCGCUCAUCGCCAUGGCGAUCCGUGAGAGCGCCGAGAAGAGGCUCACGCUGUCCGGCAUCUACCAGUACAUUAUCGCCAAGUUCCCGUUCUACGAGAAGAACAAGAAGGGCUGGCAGAAUAGCAUCCGCCACAACCUCAGCCUCAACGAGUGCUUCAUCAAGGUGCCGCGCGAGGGCGGCGGCGAGCGCAAGGGCAACUACUGGACGCUGGACCCGGCCUGCGAGGACAUGUUCGAGAAGGGCAACUACCGGCGCCGCCGCCGCAUGAAACGACCCUUCAGGCCGCCACCCGCGCAUUUCCAGCCGGGCAAGGGGCUCUUUGGGGCCGGAGGUGCCGCGGGUGGCUGCGGCGUGGCAGGAGCGGGAACCGACGGCUACGGCUACCUGGCGCCCCCCAAGUACCUGCAGUCCGGCUUCCUCAACAACUCGUGGCCGCUACCGCAGCCGCCCUCGCCCAUGCCCUACGCCUCGUGCCAGAUGGCGGCGGCCGCUGCGGCGGCGGCCGCAGCAGCGGCGGCCGCAGGCCCGGGCAGCCCAGGCGCGGCCGCUGUGGUCAAGGGGCUGGCGGGCCCGGCUGCCUCGUAUGGGCCGUACUCACGCGUGCAGAGCAUGGCGCUGCCUCCCGGCGUAGUGAACUCGUACAACGGCCUGGGAGGCCCGCCCGCCGCGCCCCCGCCGCCGCCGCCUCACCCCCACUCACACCCGCACGCACACCAUCUGCACGCGGCUGCCGCACCCCCGCCGGCCCCGCCGCACCACGGGGCCGCCGCACCGCCCCCCGGCCAGCUCAGCCCCGCCAGCCCGGCUACUGCCGCGCCCCCGGCGCCCGCGCCCACCAACGCACCCGGCCUGCAGUUCGCCUGCGCCCGGCAGCCCGAGCUCGCCAUGAUGCAUUGCUCUUACUGGGACCACGACAGCAAGACCGGCGCGCUGCACUCGCGCCUCGAUCUCUGA
Messenger RNA from Globicephala melas (long-finned pilot whale), 1137 nucleotides. RefSeq names its product forkhead box L2 (gene FOXL2). The record is from RefSeq and is a predicted model, not a curated record. Gene Ontology annotation, biological process: cell differentiation; anatomical structure morphogenesis; regulation of transcription by RNA polymerase II. Gene Ontology annotation, molecular function: DNA-binding transcription factor activity, RNA polymerase II-specific; RNA polymerase II cis-regulatory region sequence-specific DNA binding. Lineage: Eukaryota; Metazoa; Chordata; Mammalia; Artiodactyla; Delphinidae.